GAGGGGGGAAGGGCGAGGAGGAGGAAGGAUAUUGUAAAUUAAAAGGAGGAGGAGGAGGCAGAGAAAGAAAGAAAGAAAGAAAGAAAGAAAGAAAGAAAGAAAGAAAGAAAGAAAGAAAGAAAGAAAGAAAGAAAGAAAGAAAGAAGGGAUUCUGAGCACACCUCUGCGCCGAAAGGCAGCAAGAUCCGGGGCAGCCGCUCUUAGUUCGGAUCCUAGGGAAUAAGUCCCGGGGUAGGGGCGGGAGUUGGACACCUCCCUUGCCAAGAGGGGCGCGCCUUUGCGUCACCGCUCCCUCUUUUCCGGGGUUCCUCCGCGGUAGCCGCCCGACGCCAGCGGCGCUUGAAGAAGAGCGGCCGGCGGAUCGCAGGCCCCCGGCGGCGGAAGGCAGGCGGGCAGGCGCGGGCGGUCGGGCGCGCGGAGCAGCCAGCCGGGCGGGCGGGCGCGCGCCUGGGGAGGCCGCCCCCCUCCCUCCCUCCCUCCCUCCCCGCCCCGGCGCCUGUCCUUAGGGAGGGGUGGGGGCGCCCGGUAGCCGUCGAUGACCGCAGGGCUGCUGCUGCGCGCUCCUGCCUCUCGCCCACCGCUGCCCCCGCCGCCGCCGCCGUUGCCCGAGGCCGGGGCGCUUGCUAUGUCCGCAGCCUCCGACAAGCCCCAGCCGCCGCCACCGCUCGGACCAGCCGCCGCCGCCGCCAUGGAGGCCGCCUCGUCCACCAGCUCCUCGACGCCCAGCGGCGGCGGCGGCGGCGGCGGCGGCGCCAAGACCAAGAAGAGCAACGCGGGCAUCCGCCGCCCGGAGAAGCCGCCCUACUCCUACAUCGCGCUGAUCGUGAUGGCCAUCCAGAGCUCGCCGUCCAAGCGGCUGACCCUGAGCGAGAUCUACCAGUUCCUGCAGGCGCGCUUCCCCUUCUUCCGCGGCUCCUACCAGGGCUGGAAGAACUCGGUGCGCCACAACCUCUCGCUCAACGAGUGCUUCAUCAAGCUGCCCAAAGGGCUGGGCCGGCCGGGCAAGGGCCACUACUGGACCAUCGACCCGGCCAGCGAGUUUAUGUUCGAGGAGGGCUCCUUCCGACGGCGGCCCCGCGGCUUCAGGAGGAAGUGCCAGGCCUUGAAGCCCAUGUACAGCAUGAUGAACCUGAAUUUCAACCACCUCCCCGACAGCUACGGCUUCCAGGGGCCCUCCUGCCCGCCCAGCAGCCUGCCCUUGGACGGGGGCGCCCUGGGCAUGGUGAACGUGGACGGCAUGGCCCUGGCCGGCCACUCCGUGCCCCACUUGCCUUCCAACGGCAGCCACCCGCACGCCUACAUGGGCGGCUGCAGCGGCGGAGGGGCCGGGCCCGGCUCGGCGGGAGGGGACUACGGCCACCACGACGGCUCGGUGCCCGCUUCCCCGCUGCUGCCCGGCGGAGGGGUGAUGGAGCCCCACUCGGUUUACUCCGGCACGGGGCCCGCGGCUUGGGCGCCCUCGCCCGCCCCCGGCUUGAACGGCGGCGCCCCCUACAUCAAGCAGCAGCCCCUCUCGCCUUGCAACGCCGCGGGGAACCCGCUCUCGUCCGGCCUCUCCUCGCACUCCUUGGACCAGCCCUAUCUGCACCAGAACAGCCACAACCCCGCCGAACUGCAAGGAAUCCGGUACCAUUCCCAGUCCCCGAGUAUGUGUGAUCGGAAAGAAUUCGUCUUCUCCAUCAACGCCAUGGCAUCCUCUUCCAUGCAUUCUGGAGGCAGUGGCUCAUACUACCACCAGCAAGUCACAUAUCAAGACAUCAAACCUUGCGUGAUGUGACAAUGAGGCUGGGGAGUCCAGCUUUCCUUGGGGAAGAGAGAAUCCCGAGGGAUACCUGUGUGAAAACUAUGUAGGACUUCCCGCUGCCCUUCUUCAUUGGGAGCCCUAAGACCUCCCCAGAAAUUAGUCUGUUAGCUGUUCAUGAGGUAUAUAAAUAUUCAAGACGCCAAUGGAAGGAACUGUCCGUCUUUCGGCAAAGGUGGAAAAGUGAUGUCUUUGGUGUGCCUUUUGGGGUGGGCCCAAAAAAUGUGCAGCAUCUCUUCUUUCAUCUUGGGAGGACCCCCAAGCCCCCCAGCCCUGAGAGCUACAUCCAUUUCUGACAACCACUUUUAGAAUCCUUCUUCCAGGGUCCAAAUCCAAUCUCUUUCCAAAGAUAUAUCCUGCCCCCUCCCCAUUCCAGCAUGUAAUGUUCCAUUUUAAUGAGUCUGGAUGAGAAUGAAUUUUAGCUGUGGAGGGACACAAAUCUACCCUACGAGAAAGGAACGGCUCAAGGAACAAUCUCCCAUGAGACCAACUGACAAGGCUUUUUUCCAGAGUUCUUCAUUUGACAAAUGUUGGCUUUCCUCCCCCACCCCCAACUUGGCACUAAGGAGAAAAUAUAUGCGCUCACCAUGUCUUUGAACCCCUCAUUCAGAGCAAUGGAGAACCGAAUCCCCAAAUAACUCCAGAAGGCUUCCUUCCAAAAUUGUGUGUGUCGUUUUUCUCUAUCCGAAGGGUUGGUGUGGUCUGAGCCAGACACACAAGCCCUCAAACAGACCACAGCCUCACAAAGGAAUGAUCGGGACGGCCUUGUGCAAUGGCCUGAUGUUCUAAGACUCACUUUCCUUCUGGCUAUACCAAGCCUAUUUUAAAUGUUCAGUACAAAAUUACAAAAGAAAAGCACUUUGAGAAAAUAAAGGUUGAAAAUGGGAAUAAAAAAGAU
Molecule: messenger RNA, 2699 nt
Organism: Crotalus tigris (Tiger rattlesnake)
Lineage: Eukaryota; Metazoa; Chordata; Lepidosauria; Squamata; Viperidae
Gene: FOXF1
Product: forkhead box F1
Exons: 2
Coding region: 536-1777 (413 amino acids)
Biological process (GO): animal organ morphogenesis; regulation of transcription by RNA polymerase II
Cellular component (GO): nucleus
Molecular function (GO): DNA-binding transcription factor activity, RNA polymerase II-specific; RNA polymerase II cis-regulatory region sequence-specific DNA binding
Source: RefSeq, a predicted model, not a curated record